Molecule: messenger RNA, 1012 nt
Organism: Aquila chrysaetos chrysaetos
Lineage: Eukaryota; Metazoa; Chordata; Aves; Accipitriformes; Accipitridae
Product: neurofilament heavy polypeptide-like
Exons: 4
Coding region: 1-879 (292 amino acids)
Source: RefSeq, a predicted model, not a curated record
AUGGGGAUGAUCCUGGGCCCCGAAGGGGAUUGCUGGGUGGCGGCGGCGGGUUCCAUUCAACCGCCCGGCAGCGGCAGCGCCGAGCACGGGCAGCGGACGGGCAGGGUGCAGGCAGCGGGGGGGGGGGGGGGGGGAGUGCGGCUCCCGCCCCCAGGGCGCUGUGCCCGUGUCUGGGGCGGGGGGAGAAGAAGAAGAAGGAGGAGGAGGAGGAGGAGGGCAGAAGAAGGCUCUCAGCCCAGGGAGGUGGGGCUGGGGCAGGUGCCAGGGGAGGCGGGAAGGGGCGGGCAGGGCGCUGCCUGCUCCUCGCCAUUGGGAACCGGCCGCAGGCAGCGGCGGAGCCUGCCCCGCCGAGCCGUGCUGGAGGGAGAGAGAGAGAGAGAGAAAGGCCGGUCCCGCACCCACGGGGGUUUUCGCUUCCCGGUGGUGGCGGGGUUGGGGAGCGGGGCGUGGGGGGGCAGAGCCAAGCGGCGGAGGGUCUCCGGAGUUCGGCUGCGGAGAGGUGCGGAGCCCCGGACCAAAGCCCCGACGGAGGUGUCUGCCUGCAGCCCGCAGCAGAGUCUCUCUUCGGAGGGUCCCGGAGCCUGGCUGAAGCCCGCAGAGGAGGAUCCCGGAGUCUGGCUGAGCCCUGUCGGAGGGUCCCGGAGCCCGGCUGAACCCCGGAGCCCGGCUGAACCCUGCAGCGGAGGGUCCCGGAGCCCUGCUGAACCCCACAGCCGAGUCCCGUCGGAGGGUCCCGGAGCCGGGCUGAACCCCGGAGCCCGGCUGAACCCCGCAGCGGAGGGUCCCGGAGCAGGGCUGAACCCCGUCGGAGGGUCCCGGAGGCCAGCUGAACCCCGGAGCCCGGCUGAGCCCUGUCGGAGGGUCGCAGAGCCCGGCUGAACCCCGCAGCGGAGGGUCCCGGAGCCGGACUGAGCCCCGUCGGAGAGUCCCGGAGCCGGGCUGAACCCCACAGCGGAGCCCCGUCGGGGCAGCCGGUCGCCCCGUAGACAGAUCCAGCGGAGCCCCGAUCGGA